AUGAUGAUAUACCUACUCAUGAUAUCCCUCGAGACUUUCUUAAUGAUGAGGAAAUCUAUGAAGCAAUUGGCUACUCAGUUUGAUUUUGUUCAACUCUCGCCAGAGGAGCAAACUGCAUACUUGAAAGCGGAAGAGUAUACUAAAACGCAUCCUCCAAACUUUCACCACACGAGAGGAAAAUCUUUUACACCAGAAGACGAAUUUUUAAUAAAGGAUCGGGGCAUCGCUGCAUUCGAAUUCGAGCAAGAGCAUGAUCUUCUUUCAGCGCGUUAUUUGGUCGCCGACAGAACCGAGAUUAACUUCCAUAAUAAUGAUACUCCAUAUUCAACCGCUACCUCUGUCUUGAACUACUCACUUCCAGUCAAGAAUAGAACAUUUUCGGAUACCGUCUAUUUCGAGGUCAAGAUAUACGAAUACCUAAGUGGGCCUGCUAACCCAAAUGGCCAUUUCGCAAUUGGGCUCGUGACAAAGCCUUACCCAUCUCAUUUCAGACUUCCGGGGUAUAACUCUUUUUCGAUUGCAUACGAAUCUACUGGCAAUUUGAAAAUCAACAAACCAUUUCCAACCCCACUUCAGCAGCAUCAAGGUGAACAGAGCACAUAUAAUGCACAGGUUUUGCCGCCUCUAGAGCAAUCUGACAUAGUCGGGUUUGGUUACUCUGUCUUAUCGGGAACGAUAUUCAUAACCAGAAAUGGCCGAAAAAUGAUGGACAUCAUGCAGGGUUGCUAUGUUGACCUAUAUCCAGCUAUAGGAUGCUUCUCGACUAAUGCAAAGUUUCUGGUCAAUGUGGGGCAGCUUGGAUUUGUGUGGGUUGAGGCCAAUGUGCGUAAGUAUGGCUUCGUGCCGACACACGAUUUUAAGAAGAUAGGUGGGGACAGAGGAUUAGCAACCCUUCCUGAUUACAACAACAUCAACAAGGAUAAUAAGGACAAAGUUUUAGAGAAGGGAGAGGAGUUACCGCCAGAGUAUCCUGAGGGGGAGUUGGAUUUCUUCGGUCGUUCAUCUCGUGAGCUUAUUCGAGAGGGAACAUCCUCGCGCUAUCUUGAAGUUUCGGUACCUUCGGAGAAAGAUGAUAAGGUGGAUGAGGCUAGUGAUAAUGGAGAACCCAAGGCUUCACUCGAAGGAAGCUCCCCAAGAGUUACUUACGAUCCAGAAGACGUUAUGGAUGAAAGAGAGCGCGACUACGAACAAGCUACGACUCAGAGAGAGGAAACACCACUGGGGGCUGCUAAGAAUAGUGGGGAACUGCAAAAUGCCAGCGAUCUGCCGGUCAUACCUAGUAAUCCAGAACGAUCCUCUUCCAGUUCUUCGCCUUCUGUGAAAAAAAGUGCUAAAAAGAAGAAAAAGUCGAAAGCGAAGUCCAAGAAGAGCGGGCGAAACAAGAAAUAA
Meyerozyma guilliermondii ATCC 6260 is the source of this 1389-nucleotide messenger RNA. RefSeq lists its product as uncharacterized. Bases 1 to 1389 code for a protein of 462 amino acids. The transcript has a single exon. Lineage: Eukaryota; Fungi; Ascomycota; Pichiomycetes; Serinales; Debaryomycetaceae. Gene Ontology annotation, molecular function: protein binding. The record is from RefSeq and is a predicted model, not a curated record.